Molecule: messenger RNA, 4012 nt
Organism: Toxoplasma gondii ME49
Lineage: Eukaryota; Apicomplexa; Conoidasida; Eucoccidiorida; Sarcocystidae
Product: WD domain-containing protein
Exons: 10
Coding region: 2053-3717 (554 amino acids)
Biological process (GO): protein lipidation; protein localization to phagophore assembly site; nucleophagy
Cellular component (GO): cytosol; extrinsic component of membrane; phagophore assembly site membrane
Molecular function (GO): phosphatidylinositol-3-phosphate binding; phosphatidylinositol-3,5-bisphosphate binding; protein binding
Source: RefSeq, a predicted model, not a curated record
GCCAGACACUUGGUGCAAGACGGACCUCACCCCCAAACCUUAAGGGAAAAGGCCGCCUCUACCUAGAGCCUGAGGCAUGUUCUCAGGGAAAGAAGACCUUCGAAACAGAGCAGAGGAAAGUCGUCAGUGGGACAACGAACCUCCGGUUUUCGUUCGUUCCCUGCCGCCUCGUCAGAGGCUCGCAUGGCCCCGCCUUUCUUCCCAUCCAGGAAAAAGACAACAGAAUCCCAGUUUUCGAGGCCCUUUUCACAUUGGCUGUUGGCCGGCGUCCACCAAAAAGACAAACGGGACCGAACCGUUGCUUGCCUGCCUGCAAUAUGGUGCCUUUGAGGUUUUUUCAGCGGCUGAGUCGCAGCCGAGACAUCCCACCGACGAGGCCUGCGGCUGGCGCUGCGUCAGCCCGCAGUUUCGCGCGAAAGCACCGCGUCUCUGGCGCACGAAGCCUUUAUUUCCUUUCAUUUACGGCGGAAGAAACCAAGUUCCUUUUUCCAGAGAGGAACCUGGAGACUUUACUUCAGUACACGCAGCGGGCCGUCGCGCUCCCUGCACAGCGCCCAGAUUGCCCGUGUGCAGGCGAAACGGAGUCGAACUAGAGAGGUCCAGCCGCCGCGCGUACACUCGAAAGAAGAAAACCAUUUUCCACUUGUUUUUUCUUCUCUCCCGUCCUCUUCCCUGCCUUGCCAGCUUCGAGAGUUCCUUUCACUGCAGAAAACUCAAAUUGUGACUUGCCCGCGCGCGUAGUGAGUCGAGGCUCAGCGCUGGGAGGCGAAGGCCCGGCACAGCAGCCGCGGACGUCAAAGAAUCUGGGCAUGGAACGCGCGAAAUAAGGUGAAAGGAAGCGAUUCCGUCAAUGCUUUGUCGUUCCUUCUCCAUCGUCGCCUCUGCUCUCUUGGGUUUCGAGCUUCUCGCGUCGCCUUCUUGAUUGCGAGCGCGCGCAAAGCUGCCCUUUUUCUGUCCGUGUUCUGAGUGAGCUGAACGCGACUUUCGCAUCCCGUCAAGACCUCGUUUUCUCUCUCGAUUCUUCCGAGCUUCCCGCCUGAAGAAAGCACCCAGACAACUUCUUUGGAGAGCGUCCUUUCUAACGAUCGGAGAGGAGACAAGGCGAAUCCGAGAAAUGCGGGAGGAGCACGCGCGCCGCGUUGCUCGUUAGGCGGAGUUAGCCUGAUUCUAUGCAGGAAAGAACCGGGGAGAGGCAAUGUUCUUCGAAAAGAAGAGACCGUUGACAAGCGAGUAAGCGUGUGUAAAAAAUGCCCAUCUCUGUCUGGGUCCAUUUCCCUCCGAGACUCCAGAGAAAAUCGAAGAAGUCUCCGCACAUGCACCGCCAUGGCGGCACAAGCAGCCGAGAAGCGCGAAGGCAAGCAUGUGCCUGACUGCAAGCCCCUGCUGCUUCUUCGUUUCCUCGUUUUUUCUCCGGAUGGUCUCUCACAUUGAUUUCUCGAAACUGCGGCUUGUCUCUUUUGUCUCUCUUCCUUCUUGCCUUUUUCCGUCGGCGACUUCCCCGCGUUUACGAACCUCGAAGCCUGUCUCCUUUGUCACAUUCAACCAUCGCCUUUUCCUCCGUUUCUUCGUCCGCCGAGACUCGCUUCUUUUGAGUCUUCAUUUUCACAGGUGCCUCUUGGACCACAGACUCUUCGGUGAGCCUUUGCUUCGUUGCAGCUCGUCUCCAUUCCACCUCUGUUCCUCUUGCUCUUUGUCUCCUCCGAGUCUUCACCUCCUCUCCUCUCUUUCUCCGCAAGUUGACCUUCUUGGGCUCCCCUUGAUCGCGUCCUCCAUCCGUACCGACCCUCACGUCUUCAUCGUUUCUUCCUUUUCGCAAAUUCCAUCUCUCUCUCCUCGAGCCAGUCUCGUGGAACUGUCCACAUUGCGCCUUCGCCUCUUCUUCGUCCUACCUGCCGUUUUCUUCUCCUUCCUCCUGCUUGCUGUCUUGUUCUUGUUCUUCUUCUUCUUCUUUUUCUUCUUCUUCUUGCUGCCUGCUUCUUCUCGUGGUCCGUUGUUUCUUUCUCUCCAUUCCUCCUCUCUGGCGUUCGUUUCUUUCUGUCGCCGGCCUUCACCAUGAGGCGUCUCUUUGUCUCCUCGGUUCCGGGAGAGAAGCCAGGCGCCUCUGAGCGGGUGUUCGCGCCUCUCUUCUCGCCAUCGUCGGCGCCAUUUGGCGCCCUGGGGCAAGCGACCGAAGGCGCAGGAAGAGACAGCAGAGGAGACACCACACACUCUCCAGAGGGCCGCAAAGAAGAAGUGAAGAGCAUUUGCUUCAACCAAGAUGCGUCCUGCAUCGCCGUCGCUACGACGCGCGGCUUCUGCAUCUACACCACAGAUCCCGUACAGAAAACGUUUUCUCGAGAUUUGAGGAGAGAUUUCCGAGCGAGCGCUCAAGCUUCAGAUCCAACUUCUUCGCGUUGCGAGGGGGGCCUGCUGAUUGUGGAGAUGCUCUACACUUGCAACAUCCUCGCUCUCGUUGGCGAAGGCCCCGGCGCCGCACAGUGGCUGCGCCGCGAGCAAGGCAACGAGACAGAGACGCGGUGGUGCAGAGACGUUUGCGUCUUGUGGGACGACAGACAAGAGAAGGCGGUUGUGCAGCUCCAGUUCCACUCUCCGAUAAGAGGCGUCCAAAUGCUCAAGGAAGUGUUGAUCGUCAUUCUGACAGAGAAAGUCUGCGUUUACCGCCUUCGCGACCUCCUGCUGCUGGACACCGUCGCCACAGCUCCUAAUCCCAGCGCAGUCUGCGCAUGCGCUUCUCUCCAGUCUGCGGCCGUCCCCGUCUCUUCUGCCUCGGCCUCCAGUUCCCCUUCUCUUUCUUCUUCUACCUCUUCUUCGAGAGCUGCACCAGCCUCCGCGGGCUCCGCGGGGCGAGGCGACACCCAGAGCGACCGCGCGCCUUCUUCGCAGGUCCUCGUCGCCUGCCCAGCUCUUCAAACUGGGCGCGUGCAGCUCCUCAUAUACGGCGAAGACACGCGCCGGUCAUUUUCUCGCCAGGACUCCGCAGGCUCGUCGCAGGCCUCCUGUGACUCUGAGCGAUCCUCCAGAAGCUCGUUUUCUCAAAGCGACAACGGCAUCGGCACCGGGGCUGCUGCGCUCAUUUCGUCGCUCUCCAUCUGUGCACACUCAAACGGCCUGGCGUUUCUCUGUUUGAGUCCUGACGGGCAGCUCCUCGGCACCGCCUCUUCUCGCGGCACCCUCCUGCGGGUGUUCGAUCCUCGCACUGGGGAUUUCCUCUUGGAGUUCAGGAGAGGGAGCAAUCCUGCGCGAAUCACCUCGAUGGCCUUCAGUCCGUGCUGCGGCUUCUUGGCUGCAUGCAGCAGCACCGGCACUACGCAUCUCUACAAGCUCGCGGCGUCGUGGACAGGUGGAGAGCAGAAACGCUCGCGAGAACGCUACAGAGCCUUAGGAGGAACUCGCUCUGCGGAGGAGAAAGCGGAUGUCGGAGCUGCUCAGAAACCGGACCGACGCGCCGAGGAAGCGAAUGCCGAGCCGGAGAAAGACGCACUGAAGGCGAGCCUGCAGUUCUUCGAGAAACUGUCGCCGUACUUCCACACUGAGUGGAGCUUCGCCCAGUGGAGACUCCCAUCGAAGGACUGCGCCGCCAUCUGCGCCUUCAGCCAGAAUCUCCCCAAUACGCUCUUUGUCGUCAGCGCAGAAGGGAGCUUUUUCCAGCUUCGCUUCGACCCCCUCAGCGGCGGCGCAAUGACGAAACUGCAUGCAGAGCGUCUGGAAGCGUUUUAGGAAGCGAGAAGAGGGAGAGAGAGGAGAGAAGAAGCUGGAGCAGGCCAGAGCCGGGGAAGAAGAGAGGAGACAUUUGGGGGGAAGGAGCAGGGGGAAGGAAGACGACGUUCCUUGACGACUAGGCGAGUUGUUGGGGUGAAGGUCGGUGACACGAGCCGCGUCGAAGACGCGCAGUCGGAAAACUGGAGGCCUCCCAUGAAUUUCUUGACAGAAAAGAAUCCUCACGAAACGCAGUUGAGAAGCGAGUCUCUCAAGGAGAAGAAACCAAGAAAUCCACGAACAGGUGCUCUCUCCC